AUGGUUUCGGAAACAUUUGCAGGCAAGGCGCAAUCAGUGCUUGAUUUCGCAAGCCAUCUCCAGGAGUUCUUGGCCAAAGACCAAGAUUCCUCCUCCCUGGAGUUUCCAGAUGUCCUUUUCUACGUGCGCGCCUUGCCUCUGCCACGCAAAGAACUGACCCCGAGCCACCGACUGGAGUUCGACCGAAAGGGCGUUGCUAUCUGGAAUACGUGCUGCAAACUGGCUGGCAAGAGCGGGUCCCCGCGGUACCUGGCACAUCUGGCUGAGGACACUGGCCUUCUCGAGACUGCAGCUAGGAUUGUUGAGCAGCUUGCCGCGAAACAAGAUGGCUUAUCCCAAGCGUCCCAAGAAAACAUCUUGAACGCAAGCAACUUUGAAGGAGACUCGAACGUGAAAUACUUGCUGUUGCGGGUGGCAUUGGUUCGUCUUGGCAGAAGGCAAGCGAAAAGAGCUGACAUUAUACAGGCAUGGAAACAAGAUCGCCUUGACCUUGCUGAUCAUUUCUAUGCACAACUUGAAGCCAUGCAGAAGGAGAUGAGCUCAACCCGGAUGGGGCAACUAGUCGAUCUUUGUUACGGGAUUGGAAAGGACCAAUUCAACCGACGACCACGCGAGCCUGACAUCAAAUGGCUGAAGCGAGCCUGCCUGAUAUCCAGUUGCACAAAUGCCGAAACUGCAGACGUCGACAUGCAGGAACUCAGACUGACGCUGCUACACACCUAUGGUAAGCAUUAUUCAACGCAUGCAGGUCUAAAUGGAGUCUUAUGCUUUCCUAAGCCAGGGCCCUUCUUGCCUCCAGUGGAGGAUUUUCCAAAGGUGACAACGAACUUCAUGAGACCCUCGGAAUACUGUGUCAAGUAUACUUUCGCAUGGUACAUUCCCUUGAUCGGUCCUUACAAAUCUAGGAAUUUGGCCACAAGCUACCGGUCCUGUUGCUACACCUAG
This is a messenger RNA of Exophiala dermatitidis NIH/UT8656, 945 nucleotides long. RefSeq lists its product as uncharacterized. The transcript has 3 exons. The coding region runs from base 1 to 945 and encodes 314 amino acids. Lineage: Eukaryota; Fungi; Ascomycota; Eurotiomycetes; Chaetothyriales; Herpotrichiellaceae. The record is from RefSeq and is a predicted model, not a curated record. Gene Ontology annotation, biological process: meiotic cell cycle.